UAUCGCGCUGUUUGGAACUUUGUUUCAAAAGAACGUGGGGGUGUUGCAUCGCGCCUGAAGUUCUGAAUAAGAUGACGCAUGACGUUCUCAGCAAUGUUUUGAUUCUCUCGAUCGUGACGUCACCGGCAAUACUAUACAAAAAUGGUUCCUACUUAGUUUGGCAUCGGAAGGCAAAGUGUUUUCAAACUUUAAAUGGUACAGUUUCGACAAAAUGAAGGGCUAAAUUGGUAAAACUGGCGAAAGCUCCAAAAAAUGGAGGCGCAUGCAGAAUCUGGACGCAGACUGCGCACCAUCAGUAGGAGAAUGUACGACGAAAACGAAGACCUCUCUGAUGUGGAGGAGAUCGCAAACAUCCGAAGUUUUAAUUUGGAAGAGAAGCUUAGAAGCGAAUCGUACAACGCCAACUACGUGAUGUCGAUGGAAGGAAAAGAUUUUACCUAUGGUUACGUGCAAAGGGAAGCACUCCGGGUUCCUCUCAUAUUUAAAACCAAAGAUGGACUGGGGAUAAAUAUGCCUGACAGUGACUUUAACGUCAGUGAAGUUAAAGGACUAGUAGGAAGCCGUCGAGCGGUGGACGUGAUGGACGUCAGCACCCAGAAGGGGACGGAGAUGAGCAUGGCGCAGUUUGUCAGAUAUUACGAGACCCCCGAGGCUGAGAGAGACCGGCUCUUCAAUGUCAUCAGCCUGGAGUUCAGCCACACUAAACUGGAGAACCUGAUCAAGCGGCCCAUUGUGGUUGAUUUGGUCGACUGGGUGGACAAUAUGUGGCCACAGCACUUAAAGGAGAAACAGAUUGAAGCCACUAAUGCCAUUUCAGAGAUGAAGUACCCCAAAGUUCAAAAGUACUGCUUGAUGAGUGUGAAGGGCUGCUACACUGACUUUCACAUUGAUUUCGGGGGCACAUCUGUGUGGUACCACAUUCACAGGGGAGGGAAGGUGUUCUGGUUAAUUCCUCCAACGCCUCAUAAUUUGGAGCUGUACGAGGAGUGGGUCCUGUCCGGGAAGCAGAGCGAUGUGUUUCUGGGAGACCGAGUCGAUGGGUGCGAGAGGAUUGAACUGAAGCAAGGAUACACGUUCUUCAUCCCAUCAGGAUGGAUCCAUGCAGUCUACACUCUGGAGGACACUUUGGUGUUUGGAGGCAACAUUCUGCAUAGCUUUAACAUUCCCAUGCAGCUGACCAUCUAUGAGAUCGAAAACAGGACAAAGGUUCAUGCCAAAUUCCGCUACCCUUUCUACUAUGAGAUGUGCUGGUAUGUCUUGGAGAGAUACGUGUACUGCUUGACUAAACGCUCUCAUCUCAUCAAGGACUUCCGGAGGGAUUCAAUGCUAAUUGAUGCAGAGAGGAAACCGAGCACAGAGAGCUUCUCUUCGGAUUCUCGACUAGACAUGGACGAGGAGUCGGGCGACGCCCCGAUGACAGAAGAGGGGCUGGAGAAGAGCGUCCGGUCCUCGCUGGACGACUCCUGCUCCCCAGAGACCAAAGACAAGAAACUCAAACCCUCGGGUGGCGGUGGCCGCCACUUGAAACGGACUCUGUCAAACGACUCGGACGACAGCACCAAGUCGACCACGCCGCUGGACUUUCCCAAGACUCCGUCGGGAUCCCCCGUUUCAGAAGCGUCAAACAAGUGGACCCACCUGACGGAGUUCGAGCUCAAAGGGCUGAAAGCGCUGGUGGAGAAGCUGGAGUCCCUGCCGGAGAACAAGAAGUGUGUCCCUGAGGGGAUCGAGGACCCGCAGGUGCUGCUGGAGGACAUGAAGGUUGUUCUGAAGGAGCACGCAGAUGACGACCCCAAGCUGGCUAUUACGGGGGUGCCUGUGGUGUGCUGGCCCAAGAAGACAGUGAAGCAGAGGGGCGGGGGGAGGCCGAAGGGGAAGCUGGGUGCCUCGGCGGCGGUCAAGCUGGCUGCAAACAGAGCCUCUGCGGGGGCGCGGCGGAGGAGGACGCGAUGCCGCAAGUGUGAGGCCUGCCUGCGGACCGAGUGCGGGGAGUGCCACUUCUGCAAGGACAUGAAGAAGUUCGGGGGUCCGGGCAGGAUGAAGCAGUCCUGCAUCAUGAGGCAGUGCAUCGCGCCUGUGCUCCCCCACACCGCCGUGUGUCUGGUCUGUGGAGAGGCUGGCAAGGAGGACACUGUGGAGGUCGAGGAGGACAAGUUCAACGUCAUGCUGAUGGAAUGUUCCAUUUGUAACGAGAUCGUGCACCCUGGCUGCCUGAAGGUGAAGGACGCAGGCGGAGUGGUGAACGACGAGCUUCCCAACUGCUGGGAGUGUCCGAAAUGCAACCAUGCCGGGAAGACAGGGAAACAAAAGAGAGGUCCAGGGUUUAAGUACGCCUCCAACCUGCCUGGAUCACUGCUGAAGGAGCAGAGAGUGAGCCGGGACACCAAGGAGGAGACGGAGGCUGCCGCACCUGCCAAAAGGAAGGUGGAGUGCGAGGAGACUCCCAAACGCAAAGCCCAAGAGGAGCCGGCCAAGAAACGAGCGCCUCCAACGCCAGACGCCCUGCCCAGGAGGAAAACGGAUGAGGGGCCGCUGAGGAGGAAGAGGAGGCAGUUUGAUGACAGCACCGAGCCCAGCAUCAGGAAAAAGCUGAAACUCGUAAAGGAGUUCAGGAGAAAGAGGAGAUCUUGGAAGACCCCAGAUGACCGCGCGCUGAUCCCCAAACCUCUGCGGCAGAUCAAAACCGAGCCGGAGGAGGAAGAAGAGGAGGAGGAGGAGGAGGAGGAGGAAGAGCAGGCGAGGGAGGAGGAGGAAGAGGAAGGCUACUGGGAGGGAGGGGGGGAUCUCUCCGAUCGCACCCUGAAGACGAGAGAGAGCGACCAGUCCCGCUCCAGCUCUCCGCGGGCCGGGCCCAGCAGCGAGGGAGGCAACGAGCCCCACGAGAAGGGCAGGCUUCGGGUGCGGCGGAAACGCAGGCUGGCCAACAAGGAACUGAGCAAAGAGCUGAGCAAGGAGCUCAACCUGGAGAUCCAGAAGACAGAGGACUGCCUGGCCCACGAGAACUGCCAGGCGCUGAAAUCGGAGCCGGAGAGCGAGAGUGAAGAGCCCAAGAGGAAUAAUGGCAGCAGCAGGAGCGCGCGGCUGCACAGGAGCGCCCGGGAGAACGGGAACACGAGGGAGCUGAGGAACCAUCGCCGACUCCAGCAGCUCUCCCCACCCAGCACCCCCGUGUCUCCCGUGUCUGCCCGCCCCCCCUCCUCUCACUCACCCCCGAAGUGCAUGCAGAUGGAGCGUCACGUGAUCCGACCGCCGCCCAUCAGCCCGCCUCCUGACUCCCUGCCGCUGGAAGACGGGGAGGUGCACGUGAUGCGCAGGGAGGUGUGGAUGGGUGUGUUCGGGUACCUGUCCCACAAGGAGCUGUGUGUCUGCAUGAGAGUCUGCAAGACCUGGAAUCGAUGGUGUUGUGACAAGAGGUUCUGGACAAAAAUCAAUCUGAACCGGUGCAAAUCAAUCACUCCUCUGAUGCUCAGCGGCAUCAUCAGGAGACAGCCUGUGACCCUGGACCUCAGCUGGACGAAUAUAUCAAAAAAACAAUUAAGCUGGCUCAUUAAUAGAUUACCAGGUCUGCGGGUGCUGCUGUUAUCGGGGUGCUCCUGGGUGGCAGUGUCCGCACUUUGCACAUCUAACUGCCCCUUGCUGCGGACCUUGGACGUCCAGUGGGUCGAAGGGUUAAAAGACACUCAGAUGAGAGACCUACUCUCGCCCCCAACUGACAACAGACCAGGUCAAAUAGACAAUCGGAGUAAACUGCGGAAUGUUGUAGACUUGCGUCUGGCGGGAUUGGAUAUUACGGACGCUUCGCUUCGUCUUAUAAUCAGACACAUGCCUUUACUUUCCAAACUGGAUCUCAGUUACUGUAACCACAUAACUGACCAGUCUAUUAACAUUCUAACUGCAGUGGGUACCACCACUCGGGAUUCCCUAACAGAGAUUAAUCUGUCAGUUUGCAAUAGGGUUACUGACCAGUGCCUGACCUACUUCAAACGCUGUGGAAACAUCUGUCACGUUGACUUGCGGUACUGCAAACAAGUGAGCAAGGAAAGCUGUGAACAGUUCAUAGCAGAGAUGUCUGUAAGCGUACAGUUUGGACUGGUAGAGGAAAAACUACUGCAAAAACUGAGCUAGUUAAUAAUGGACAUUUUAUAGGAUUUAAAAACAAAACAAACAAACAAAAAAAACUGGAAUCAUUUCAGAUGGAGCAGCAGCACAUGCACACUCUGAAAUUCAAUUACGUUUUAAACUUCACGGGAUUAUUCACGUAUUGAGCGAGACUUAAAUAAAAAAAAAACUAAACAAAAAAAACAAACAUGCAUUUAGUUGCAACUGAAGAUUCAAGAUCAGAGUUCAUACUAGUCUACAUUCUGGAUAUUAAACAAGUUCAAGGAAAUGGAUGCAUACUGUUGUACUGUCCAAGUUUCAGAUGGGCUUUUAUAGCUUGUACAGACACUGGGCAAAACUUGGCUUUGUGGAAUGAAUGUCAAUAAAAGCAUGUCUUUUGUACUGUUAAGAUUUAAUCUUUUACGUUGUUUUAAAAUAUAUAUAUCAAUGUGUCUAAACAAAAAAGGACCACACAGUGCAGUCAUUUUUUUACCUUGUUUUAUUAAUGUUUUGUUACAAUACAAACCUCAUGCAGAAAUAUUUUUGUAUAAAAAAUAAACUGUCUAUCUACAGCUAUGGCCAAAGGUUUUGCAUCACCCUAUAGAAUGAUCUAAUUUGGCUUUACAAAAACGAAUGAAACCUGCUGACUAAAUAUUACUUUAACAUAUUAAAUUUAAUGAAAAACUGGACAAAUUUGACAUGUUGAAAUCUAACAUGAAAACACGCGGUUUCCCAAAAGACGUCACAAAUCUUGACACAUGUUACUCAUGUAGAAGUAAUCAAAAGGUGACAAUGAGAAGUGGUAACAAGAAGAUUUGAGCUAUAUACUGUAAGCGUGUUUUUUUACAUAGAUUUUGUAGAACAAGCCACAGGGCAGAAGCCGUACCUCCUCGGAAACGCACUUGGCCAUCGUUGCACUUUAGAAGGAAGGUUUUAGCAGUCGUCAGACAGCCAGCGGAGGUCAUGCCAGCCGAGCUUGAGAGACAGGACGGCCAGCAGUGUCCACUUAAUGCGGCAAUGGAAAGAAGUUGGAGGGAAGGAGUCUCUUGGAGAACGGUCUGGUGUCAGGGAGGUCUGCUAAGAAGCCUAUUCUGAGCAAGGAAAAACAUUAGAGAUUCAAUUUUUGUCACACAUACAAAGACUGGGCCAAAUUCAUUUUCUCACUGUUUUGGAAACCGAGGUAGAUUAAGAGUUUGAAGGCGCAAAGGAGAAAGAUAGAAGCCAGAGUGUACCGUCCCAAAGAUGAAGCAUCUGGAAACUGUCCAUAUCUGGGGAUGCUUUUCUGCCAAAGGCACAGGAUCCCUACAUGUUUUACCCAAGGGGACAGCUGUGAACAAGGACUGGUACCUGAAAGCACUCCAAGACCGCCUCCUCCCUACGGCUCAGAACCGUUUUCCCAACCGUGAUUUCUACUCCAAAAUGACGGAGCUCCUUGCCAUGGAGCCAAACAAGUGAAGAAAUGGGGAGAAGACAACAGCGUCACGCCACUGCAAUGCUGGCAUUGACAUUGGAAGACGACGGCAUCACGCCACUGCAAUGCUGGCAUUGACAUUAGAAGAUGAGGGCAUCGCGCCACUGCAAUGCUGGCAUUGACAUUGGAAGACGAGGGCAUCACGCCACUGCAAUGCUGGCAUUGACAUUGGACGACGAGGGCAUCACGCCACUGCAAUGCUGGCAUUGACAUUGGAAGAUGAGGGCAUCGCGCCACUGCAAUGCUGGCAUUGACAUUAGAAGAUGAGGGCAUCGCGCCACUGCAAUGCUGGCAUUGACAUUAGAAGAUGAGGGCAUCGCGCCACUGCAAUGCUGGCAUUGACAUUGGAAGACGAGGGCAUCGCGCCACUGCAGUGCUGGCAGUGACAUUGGAAGAGGAGGGCAUCGCGCCACGGCAAUGCUGGCAGUGACAUUAGAAGCUACUGAGUCACGCCACUGCAAUGGUGGCUUUGAAAUUUGCCGUAUCUCAAUUCUAUUGAGAAUGUUUGGGGUCUGAUAGGACAGGAAAUCAGAAAAGGUCAACCAUGCAACCGAAACAAACUGGAAUCAAGUGUAAAGGGUGCAUGGAUGAACCUAAAGGAUAACUCGACCCUCCAGCGUCUCAUUGAGUCCAUGCCUGAGAGAAUUAAGGAAGUCUUGAAAUGCAAUGGAAGGCACUGCAAAUACUAAGUACUGUACUACUACUCCAGUAGACUUGUGCCAUAUCAUUCUAUAGCUUUACUGAUUUACAUGAUAAAUAAAAAUCUAAAUUAUGUAUUUUUUAAAAAAAAAUUUAUUGUCUCACUCCUAAAAUUCCAGGGUGAUGCAAAACUUUUGGCCAUUUAUUGAAUGCAAUCCGGUGUACAGAUUUUAAUUGGCCAUUUUCAUUCUGCAUUUUCUUUGGCUGAACUUAACCUAUACUUCAGAAUAUGCCUAUUACAAUAACUUGUCCAAAUCACAAAGUGUUAAUAUAAUAUAUGCUGUGGUGUUAUAACAGACUUUGGUAUUCAGAUAUAAAACAUGUUAGUUCAAAGUGAAUAGGUACGUAUCCCUUUUCAUAUGCUUCUACUAUAAUGUAUAUUUCAUUGUCUUUUUGCAGUACGGGGGGGGGGGGGGGGGUCGUGUCGUAUAUAGGACACUAAUUGCACUGUUUGACUUGAAUAAAUAUAGCUAUUUUUUUCCAAGGUUUAUCAAAUAUUUAUAAUGGGGAAAGAUGAUGCGUUUGUUUUGAUAGCCAUAAUAUCGGUUUGGAAAAAAAAAAGUGGGACAUAACUUACAAUCCGUCAUCUUAAACACUCCCACUGUGACUGUUUAACAAAGGGCAGGAUGUGCUCUUUCUGCAGCAAAUCCAGCGCUUGCAAGGGCAUUACAAAAGCACAUGCAAUUCAUAGUUCUUAAUACAGCAUAUAUACAAUAUCAAUGUGUAGUACAAAAACAAAAGCUAUGUCCUCAAUAAAUCAUAUAUAUAGUGUUGCUGUUAACUGCACCUUCUCUGUAAUCCAUGACGUGGGUUAAGGUUUUGAACCAGUAAAAUGUUCAGUGUUUUGGCCCCAAGAAGUCUUAAAGUGCCACUGUUGCAUGCCUUGCAGGCAAGCGUGAAUAUCUGUUAGUUUAGUACCAUUUACUGACACCAUUUUAAUUGGAUUUGUAUAAACAUGUUUUGAAUUAAGUGCUGUAGGUUUUUUUUUUUUUUUUUUAAAUCAUUAUUUAUAAAUUUUAAACACUUUUAAAACUGG
Messenger RNA from Acipenser ruthenus (sterlet), 7304 nucleotides. Its product is annotated as lysine-specific demethylase 2B-like. Gene Ontology annotation, biological process: protein demethylation; regulation of transcription by RNA polymerase II. The coding region runs from base 253 to 4125 and encodes 1290 amino acids. The transcript is spliced from 22 exons. Lineage: Eukaryota; Metazoa; Chordata; Actinopteri; Acipenseriformes; Acipenseridae. Gene Ontology annotation, molecular function: protein binding; DNA binding; transcription coregulator activity. The record is from RefSeq and is a predicted model, not a curated record.